Messenger RNA from Onthophagus taurus, 1173 nucleotides. Its product is annotated as lipase member H-A-like. Gene Ontology annotation, molecular function: serine hydrolase activity; lipase activity. The record is from RefSeq and is a predicted model, not a curated record. Lineage: Eukaryota; Metazoa; Arthropoda; Insecta; Coleoptera; Scarabaeidae. Gene Ontology annotation, biological process: lipid catabolic process.
UUGUUAUUAUCAAAUCAAUUCCAUCAAAUCACUUUAUUUAUAUUCAUGAUUACUUUGUUUGUUUCCUUUCACUUCAAAUCAUUCCUUUUAUUAACUCCUCAAAACUAUAAAGAAAAAAAUGUUUAACCAACAUUCUUUCAAGCUAACAUAUUGCAUCAUUUAUUCUUUUACAAUUCAACUGUCUCAUUGCGAUUCAAAUCCAAUAAACGAAGCUUUUGAUUAUUGGAAGAACAUUCUUGAAGGUUCAAAACGUUUUCUAGGAACUGUAAAUGAAAAAGACGUCCAAUUCGUUUUAUUCAACAAAAAAUUUGAUGAAAUCUUUUUAGAUGCGACUCAAGAUAACAUUUAUCAAUUUUUUUUACCCGAAAUCGAAACGAAAUUUAUUGUUCACGGUUGGGGUGAGUCUCGAUUUCGGCCUUAUUACAGAACUUUAACUGAAGAAUACACCAAGAAAGGUGACUAUAACAUCGUUCAUGUUGAUUGGUCAAAAGUAGCAAGUGUUGAAUAUAACGUAGCUGUUGAAAAUACUUUUAAAGUAGGAAAGAUCUUAGGGGAGUUUAUAACUAAGUUGUUAACUAGUAAUAUUACAACGCAUGAAAAUGUUCAUUUAUUGGGACAUUCUUUGGGGGGACAUAUUGUUGGUGUUAGUGGGAAAGAAAUUUUUAAGCUUACUGGAUUAAAAGUUCGAAGAAUCACGGGAUUAGACCCAGCUGGACCAUCUUUUGAAAUCCCACCGAUUGAAAUUCAAAAAAGGUUAGACAAACAUGAUGCUGAAAUGGUUGAUGUUGUUCAUACAGAUGGGGGAAUUUUUGGAUUUAUGGAACCACUUGGAACUGUCGAUUUUUAUCCUAAUGGUGGAAAAGGUCUCCAACCUGGAUGUUCGUUAUUUAAAAUUUCGAUUCCACCUACAAUUAAAUCAGCCACAGAUUAUGCAUUUUGUAGUCAUACAAGAAGUUAUAUUUACUUUAUAAAUUCGAUUAAUGAAAAAAUGAUCGCUAAAAAAUGUAAUUCUUGGGCGGAAUUUCAAAAUGGUGAUUGCGAUGGAAAUGAAAAUGUUGUUUUUGGGGAAGAUGUACCUUUUAAAGCUACAGGAAGUUACUUUUUAAGUAUUGUAUAAACAAUGUUUUUGGUACAUUUGUUUUGUUAAAAUUAAAAGUAAUUUAAUGAUACCUA